GUUGACAACAGACAAAUAACAGUGGCAAGUUCAUAAGUUCACAACACUUUAAAAAUAAAAUAAAACCAACAAAUAUAUGUAUUGCAACAGUUUUAUCAUCUAUCUUGUUAGUUAAUAAAUCAUUUUCCUCUGUUUACUUUUUGUGAUAAGAUACCGUGAUGGCGUAACUAGAGGUUACAGUAAUUACGCGGCUUGUUUGUCACGACGUAUAAUUGCUUGAUUUAUUUACGUUUUACUUCCACAAUGUCACUAAAAACUUUAUUUUUAAGAACAAUUCUAAGACAGAACAAUUUGAUCAAAUUUGCUCCGAUUCUAGUCAGAAAUCAAUAUUAUGAAGAACAUAGAAAUUAUAAUAGAUCUAGGUUUGGUAAAGCAACAGCAAUUGUAUUCAGUUCUGUGCUCGUUGGAUCUGCUGUAAAAGAGAAAAUAGAAAAGAAACAAAAAGAUUCAAAAGAGGAGCUAAUUGAAAUAGGUGUGAAAAGACCAGACUUGCCCACAUAUAGAGCUGAAGAAGUCAGCAAACAUGCUGAUAGAUCAAAUUUCUGGGUCACAUACAAACACGGUGUAUAUGACGUCACUGAGUUUCUCCCUUCACACCCUGGAGGGAAACAGAUUCUGAAUGCUGGAGGCUACAGUAUUGAGCCCUUUUGGAACGUUUAUGGCAUGCACAGGACAAAGCAAGUGUAUGAUUUACUGGAGUCUUAUAGAAUAGGUAAUCUCCAUGAUGAUGAUGUAGUAGAUCAUUCUGAUGAUGAACUGUGGGCGCAAGAACCGCAUAGAGACAAAAGACUUGUAGUCAAAACGGCUAAGCCUUUUAAUGCAGAGAUACCGGCAGACGAACAAGUAGAUAACUUCGACACGCCAAACGAUCUAUUUUACGUGCGCCAACACAUGCCGGUUCCACCGAUAGACCCAAGCAAGCACAAAUUGAAGAUACAUAUAAAAGGGGCUAAGAAUAAAAGCUACGAAUUCAGUCUGACACAAUUGGAGAAAAAGUUUAAAAAAGUUGAAGUGAGCGCCGCCUUGAUGUGCGCGGGAAAUAGACGCAGUGAAAUGAAUAAGGUGAAACCAGUGAAAGGGUUGAGUUGGACGGUCGGUGCGAUAAGCAACGCAACGUGGACGGGCGUGUAUCUGCGAGACGUGCUGCUGUACUGUGGCGUGGAUCCUAAUGAUACUGAGGGGAAGCAUGUUAUUCUGGCGGGCGCGGACAUAGACGCGACCGGCGAGCAGUUCAGCACAUCCAUCCCGCUGCACAUGGCGCUGGACCCGCUGGCGGACGUGCUGCUCGCGACGCGCAUGAACGGCGAGCCGCUGCCGCCGGACCACGGCCGCCCGCUGCGCGCGCUCGUGCCCGGCGCGCCCGCCGUGCGCAGCGUCAAGUGGCUGGAAUCCAUAACGAUAUCCACCGACGAGAGCCCCUCCCACUGGCACCAGCAGGACUACCGCUCGUUCAACGCCAGCAAGACGUGGGAGACAGCGGACUUCAGCACCGCGCCGCCCGUCUACAGCUUACCGGUCACGUCUGCCAUGUGCUCUCCCUGUGAUGGGGACACUGUCGAGGUCAAAGAUGGACAUAUUGAGCUGAAGGGGUACGCAUACUCCGGCGGUGGUGCUAAAAUCCUUCGCGUGGAUAUAAGCUCUGAUGCUGGGAAAAACUGGAUCGAAGCGGAAUUACGCUCCCACAGUGCGCCUCAUCGUCGACACUAUGCGUGGACUCUAUGGAGCUUACAGUUACCAGUAGACAAAAAUAGUAAACAGUUGGAGAUAUGGGUGAAAGCAACGGAUAGUAAUUUCAACACUCAACCAGAGAAGUUCGACGACAUCUGGAACAUUCGAGGGAUACUCGGGAACGCGUAUCAUAGAGUGAAGAUCAAUUUAAUACAUAAAUAAACAAUAAACAUGGGUUAAAAAGUGUCUAUCCCUUGCUCUAUGGUACAAAAUGUGAAAAAAUAUUUGUCCCCUUUUUUUAAAGGAUUUAACUGAUUCGAUCAAACGCUUGUCCUUUUUGUCAUUCAUAGUACGAACGUAGAGUAAAAAAAAUGUAGUAAAAAUAAUUCAAAAGUUGGAAAAUAUCUAUGAUAAUACCCAAUCACUAUCCUUAUAUUUCAUUAAUUUUAUUUAUGUGUUUGUACAAUAACAACACAGUAGAAGUGCGAAAACAAUAUCUAAGAAUAAAAAAAUAACAUUUAGAUUUGCAGAUUAAAAUAUUACUCACAUAAAUAAUUACGAUUUACGUCUGGUCAUAGAUUUAAAAAAUCACAGAUUUAACUUGUAAGAUUAAAGUUGUUAAGUUGCUCACAUUUUUUAGAAAUUUUAUUAGUAAUUAUAAGCUUUCUUAUCGAUAUUAAAAUAAAAAUAAAUCGCCAAAUAUGGGGCUAAGCACAAACUCAAGACCGGCUUUCGGCAUUCAUUUUAUACGUUCUUGUUUUUAUUUAUUUGUUAUUGUAUUCAGUCUCUUUAUGGAUGGACGCGUUGCGGGGAAUAAUACUUAGUAUUUUAUAAAUAUACUAGCUUUCCGCCAGCGGCUUCGCCCACGUAGUUAAAGAAAAAUCCGCAUAGUUCCCGUUCCCGUGGAAUUUCCGGGAUAAAAUUAUCCCAUGUCCUUUCUCAGCCAUAUCCGUGCAGUACUUUUUUGAAUUUAGAAAGACAAACAAAUUCUGUAAACUAUAUUUCUGGCUUCGAUCUCGAUUGUUGAUCACGUCCCAAAUAUUCAUUUUAAAAAAAAGACGUGUGGCACUCGGGGACUGCCGCGGUAAAGCUAUUGCAUGCUAUGCCUUCAAGCCACACCUCCGUGCCCGUCGGAGUGG
Colias croceus (clouded yellow) is the source of this 2807-nucleotide messenger RNA. It is a transcript of the gene shop, whose product is annotated as sulfite oxidase. Gene Ontology annotation, cellular component: mitochondrion. The coding region runs from base 244 to 1890 and encodes 548 amino acids. The record is from RefSeq and is a predicted model, not a curated record. Lineage: Eukaryota; Metazoa; Arthropoda; Insecta; Lepidoptera; Pieridae. The transcript has 11 exons. Gene Ontology annotation, molecular function: oxidoreductase activity; molybdenum ion binding; heme binding.